Tinamus guttatus (white-throated tinamou) is the source of this 696-nucleotide messenger RNA. The record is from RefSeq and is a predicted model, not a curated record. NCBI's taxonomy places the organism in Eukaryota, Metazoa, Chordata, Aves, Tinamiformes, Tinamidae.
AUGGUUCAUUCCCUGCGUCCAGGUGCCCAGACAGGUGGCCACACAAACAACCCCUCAGUGUGGGCGCAGGAGGCCCGUGACACCCGAGUUUGGCACCCGGAUCCCUCGGUGACCAACAGCAUUAACAAGCUCACGUGGUCCCUCACCAGCAAGCAGAGGGCAUCAAAUCAGCUGCAGUCCGAUGACUCCAGUGACAGCGAUGCCAAAGCCAAGAAGAGGCGGCACACCAAAAAGAAGCAGAAAGACAAAAAGAAGAAGAAGAAAAGGAUAAAAAAGAAGCAGAAGAAGGAGCCCAAGGAGAGGGCUCGGGAGGAGCGAGCCGAGCCGGAGGCGCUGCCAGGCCCCUCACUGGAGCAGUGGCAGAAGGAGGCGCUGGGGGACUCCGGGCCAGUUUUGACAGACGAGCAGAAGUCCCGAAUCAAGGCCAUGAAGCCCAUGACGAAGGAAGAGUGGGACGCGAGGCAGAGCGUCAUACGGAGAGUUGUGGAUCCCGAAACAGGCAGAACCAGGCUCAUUAAGGGAGACGGAGAAGUGCUGGAAGAAAUCGUCAGCAAGGAGCGGCACAAGGAGAUCAACAAGGGUGGACGAUCCCGAGCCCUGGAAGCCACGUGCGGGACGGGCAGCGGGCCCAGCACCGGGAUCCGGGAGCUCUCCGGGAAGCGCCGGCUCUCGGCUCCCGCCCCAGCCCGGCCCUGA